CAUAUGCUGAACAAUAAGUCAGACAGUGAUCCUCUUGUGAUUGCGCGACCCAAAAAUACCUUAUACAUAGUCUGACAAGCAUGUUUGGUGAAUUCAAGCACUUUCGCCCAGGGCCCAAAGGCAGUUUUUAUUUUAGAUGGGGCCAAAUGAUUUAAGCUUCGAAGCCCGACCUUGGCAUAUUGGUACUAUUCCAUGAUUUUAGCAUCGUGGAACUGACGGAUUUUCGAUCGGUCUUUCUAUCAUUUCCCAAACAUUUCUCAAAAAUUAUCACCUCCUUUCAAUAUCUUCACAAUCUGUCAUACUUUUUCAGACCAACUUCAUCAUGACAGAUACUUCGUGGGCCGCUGAGGUUCGUAGCGAUAAAUGGUGGCAAGAUGAAGAGCCACAGCGAGCCAUCGAUAUUCUCGAGGCUCUCGUUGAUACUAACAUCGACGCGUCCUCCGCUGCGGAGCAAAUCACGUCUAUGUACAAACCAUUGGUAAAAGCAGAGCCCAGCUCUGUAGCCAUCAUAUGGGGAAUUCUAGUCCGUGCAGUUCGUGCUGUUGGUCAGAACGAGGCCGCCGCAAAGAAGCUGGUAGAUUUCGUCCUCCAUGUUCAGAAUUCUGGCGAUGUUCUAGACGAGGCGGGGGAGCAGAUCAACCUCAAUGGCCAGGCUAUUUGGCGUGAUCUACCAGAAUUUUCGUACCAUUUCCGAGAAUACGGCAUCUAUAUCGAGGACGCCGACGAUUACAAAGGCGACUGGCUCGAACAAGCAUCGCAGCUGCAGAAUGCCACCACGUUCGCAGCUCUCUUCUUAGAAGCGAGUGAUGCGAGACACAUGUCGUUCUUAGCCUCCUCCGGUCUUAUAGACGGGGUUGAAUUAGCCUAUGCACGAGAUCAAGCCGAGCGUGCCGCAAUGUUUAUUCCACCAGCUGUUAUCUGGAUCAAACUUGCUGGGAAAACCCUCCAUAAACUUUGUCAAGACCGGAUCGCACGCAACGCCACACUUGGGGUCAAGAGACCUGGUAGCGAAUGGUUGUGGAAUGGUGGAGUGGGCUUCAGCCCCGAGAGAUGGGACUUUUGGAAACGAAGGUUCGGAGAACUGGCUGGCCAGGCAGGUCUCGAUGAACAUCUACAGACGCUCGCUAGAGAGGCUGAGGCCAAGAUGGAAGAGAUUGGUGGUUGAAGCUACGGCCCUCGCGCCACGCCAGAUAUAUUCAGCACUGUAUCAAUAGCUAAACUCAUGAUAUUGCAAUUUGUUCCAUGUUCAAGUUCCAGUUACUGGAGCAAUAACACUCAAACUCCUAGAUUUUGAA
Truncatella angustata is the source of this 1295-nucleotide messenger RNA. RefSeq lists its product as uncharacterized. The transcript is spliced from 3 exons. Bases 323 to 1165 code for a protein of 280 amino acids. NCBI's taxonomy places the organism in Eukaryota, Fungi, Ascomycota, Sordariomycetes, Amphisphaeriales, Sporocadaceae. The record is from RefSeq and is a predicted model, not a curated record.